AUGGCGGCUACAAAUGUAUUUAUCGGUUCGAUCGAAUCAUUACUAAAUGAUAUGGAAAGACUCAGUGAAACCCAAAAUCCUGAUGUCAUUGACAGCAUGAUAAGUCGCCUCCAGUGUACGAGUGAUACCACGAAUCAACUGAUGCACCGAUCAACAAGUAACUAUACAGCUUUGUGGUCUUUAUACCAGCACUUGUUAGUUUUCCUCGAAAGUUGGCAGAAUCGUGCUUGGAGAAGAAAUCACUGUUGUUCUGUGCCCCAUACUGUUAAUAAUCGUAUUGCCCCUGAUGAGGAAGAAACACAAGGAAAGGUAGGACGGCCCCAGAUAAAUGUGAGUGGAGAACAGAUUGAAUGCCUACGCAACAUUGGCUUUACUUGGGAUGCAAUAUCUGUCAUGCUGUGUAUCUCAAGGUCAACGCUAUGGCGUAGAUGUCAUCAAUUGGGUCUUACCUGUAGUCAACGAUAUUCCGAAAUAAGUGAUGAGGAGCUCGAUGGAAUCAUGCGAGAUAUGGUUGCAGCGUAUCCUAACUCAGGUUUGACCUUACUAAGGGGUCACCUCAAAAGACUAAGAAUCAUUGUCCAACGGGAAAGGGCUCGAUUAUCCAUGAUUAGAGUGGAUCAUAUUAACGUGUGCAUGAGGCGAAUGAGGGUUAUACAACGGCGUUCAUAUAGUGUUCCUGGCCCAAAUGCUUUGUGGCACAUUGAUGGCCACCACAGCCUAAUCAGAUGGAGGAUUGUACCACAUGGCGGGAUUGAUGGCUUUUCAAGGCUCAUUACUUAUCUCCAUUGUAGUACAAAUAACCGGGCAGAUACUGUCUUCACUUUAUUUCAAGAAGCCAUUGCCAAAUAUGGAGUUCCAUCACAGGUUCGCUCUGACCGUGGAGGAGAAAACAUUGAUGUGGCCAAAUUCAUGAUUGAAAAUCGGGGGCUUAAUCGAGGAAGUCAGAUCGCAGGAACGAGUGUACACAAUCAAAGGAUUGAGAGGCUGUGGAGAGAUGUAUUUUCUCAUGUGUUACAACUAUACUAUUCUCUCUUUUAUUUUCUUGAAGAUAAUGGACUGCUGGAUUGUGAACUAGAUACCGACCUAUAUGCAUUGCACUUCGUUUUUGUACCAUUAAUCAACAGAGCUCUUAAACAGUUUCACGAUACUUACAACAACCACAGCCUGCGUACAGAACAUCAUUGGACACCAUUAAUGAUCUGGACCAAUGGUAUCCUGUCAUCAGAACAUGCCAGAGAAACAGCUGUGCAAGAUUUCUAUAGCAGCGACAACCAAGAUGUCAAUAUAGAAUUCUUUGGAAUAGAUCCCGAUGGCCCAGAAUCAAAUCCGUUUGACCUAUUAGAUGUGGAAAUCCCACCUACAGAACUAGAUGAUUUGACUCAGCAACAACUGGAUCAAAUAGCUCAGAUCAAUCCUCUUCAGCCAGCUAAUAACUAUGGCAUUGAAUUCUAUGAGAGAGUCCGAGAAAUCAUCAGCAGACACAUGGGUUAG
Molecule: messenger RNA, 1491 nt
Organism: Porites lobata
Lineage: Eukaryota; Metazoa; Cnidaria; Anthozoa; Scleractinia; Poritidae
Source: the annotation of a GenBank genome assembly